Messenger RNA from Gastrolobium bilobum, 1848 nucleotides. RefSeq lists its product as uncharacterized. Lineage: Eukaryota; Viridiplantae; Streptophyta; Magnoliopsida; Fabales; Fabaceae. Bases 1 to 1848 code for a protein of 615 amino acids. Gene Ontology annotation, molecular function: protein dimerization activity. The record is from RefSeq and is a predicted model, not a curated record. The transcript is spliced from 5 exons.
AUGGAUAGUUUUAUGAUAAAAGGAAAAAGUGGAAGUGGCUCAUCUGCUAUGAAACAACAAACUAUAAAUUCAAUGGUGAAUGAUAGAGAUUUGGUGGUUCGAGAUAUUUGUAGAUGCAUAUAUGGCAAUGCAUUGCCAUUUAAUUUAGUUAAGAGUCCAGUAUUUAUUAAUAUGGUGAAGUCUAUUAGUGAAUAUGGUAGAGGCUUAAAACCACCAACUUAUCAUGAAGUGAGGGUGUCAUAUUUGAAGAAAGAAGUUGAUCUUGUCCAUACUAGUUUGGAUAAAUAUAAGUUGGAAUGGAAGAAAACUGGUUGUACAUUGAUGUCAGAUGGAUGGACUGAUGGAAAGGGUAGAUCUCUUACUAAUUUUCUUGUUAAUAGUCCUAGAGGGACUGUUUUUAUAAAAUCUGUUGAUACAAGCAGCUUUAUUAAAGAUGCUGAAAAAAUGUUUGAAUUACUUGAUGAGAUGGUGAUGGAAAUUGGAGAAGAGAAUGUCGUUCAAGUAGUGACAGAUAGUGCUGCAGCCCUUGUAUCUGCUGGACAAAAGUUGAUGGAUAAAAGAAAGCAACUCUUUUGGUCACCCUAUGCAGCCCACUGUCUUAAUUUGAUUUUGGAAGAUAUUGGUGGCAUUACAGUGUUCUAUAAUACCAUUUGGAAAGCAAAAAAAAUUACAACUUUCAUUUAUAGGCACACAUGGGUGUUGAAUUUGUAUAGAACCUUUUCCAAAGGUAGAGAGUUAGCUAGGCCUGCAAUAACAAGGCCGGAAGCCAAAUUUGCAAAAAAUGUUGUUUUGGCUGAUAAAAGGUUUUGGAAAUCAAUACAUUAUUGCUUGAAAAUUGUGACUCCUCUUGUGAAAGUUCUUAGACUUGUGGAUGGUGAUUCAAAACCUGCAAUGGGAUACAUUUAUGAGGCUAUGGAUAGAGCAAAGGAAGAAAUAGCAAAGAGUUUUAAUCAUGAGGAAAAGAGAUAUAAGGAUGUUUGGGAAAUCAUUGACAAGCGUUGGGAUUUACAACUUCAUAGGCCUGUUCAUGCAGCCACCUAUUUUCUUAAUCCGAAGUUCCACUAUGACACAAAGUUCAACCCAGAUCGUGAGGUUAAAACUGGCUUGUGGAAGACAUUGGAGAAGAUGUGUCCUGAUAUUGAAACAAGGAUCACAAUUGAUUCCCAAAUUGAGAAAUUUGACAGGGCUGAAAGACUCUUUGGAAAUAGUUUAGCAAUUGCAACUAGAGCUAGUAAGCAACCUGCUUUAUGGUGGAAUAGUUUUGGAGACGAAUGCAAAGAGCUGCAAACAAUAGCUAUUCGUAUCCUAAGCCUCACUUGCAGUGCUACAAGGUGCGAGAGAAAUUGGAGUGUGUUUGAUCCAAUUCACUCUAAGAGAAGAAACCGUUUAGAGCAACAAAGGUUGAAUGCUCUUGUGUUUGUUAAAUACAACCUUCAACUUGAAAUUAGGCAAAAACAAAGGGAGGGAAAAGGAGACACAUAUGAUCCUAUCUGCUUAUCAGAUUUAGAUUCUGACGAGGAAUGGAUUACUGAGCAAGAGGAGCCUUGCCUAAUGGAUGAGGAAUCUUGUAUGGAUGUUCAUGAGUGCUUCAACGUUGAUGAAGGAGACCAAAGCAAAAAGAGAAAAAGAGGUCCUCGAAAUCUUCAAGAUGAUAGGAAUGAUAAAGGCAAAGGCAUCUUAAUACAAGAGGAUGUCAACAGGAAUGAUAACAGAAAAGGAUCUCAAAUUAUUGAACAAGAUAUGGGAGAUGAGUCAGAUGACUCUACUAAUGGAGAAGAUGAAAGACUAGAUAUGCCAAUACUAGAUCUUGAUAGUGAUAAUAGUGAUAAUAUUAGUCCUGAAAUUUAA